Trichogramma pretiosum is the source of this 1712-nucleotide messenger RNA. RefSeq names its product RNA-binding protein 40. NCBI's taxonomy places the organism in Eukaryota, Metazoa, Arthropoda, Insecta, Hymenoptera, Trichogrammatidae. Gene Ontology annotation, cellular component: U12-type spliceosomal complex. Gene Ontology annotation, molecular function: pre-mRNA intronic binding; U12 snRNA binding. Gene Ontology annotation, biological process: mRNA splicing, via spliceosome. The coding region runs from base 63 to 1568 and encodes 501 amino acids. The record is from RefSeq and is a predicted model, not a curated record. The transcript is spliced from 6 exons.
UGGCCGCAUGGAGAGAGUGUAAACAAAAGUUGAAAAAAAUCUUUUCAUCCAUAGUUAUAGCAAUGAAUCAGCCGUCUGACAUCAAAGAAAUCGCGACUCUGAGAGUACUGCAUCUUCCUCCGCUGCUGUCCGACGAGCGACGCGAUGAACUAUUCAAACAUUACGGCGCCGUACGAACGAGAACGAUCAGAAAAUCAGCCAAGUACACGAUAACGUUCGUCGAAUUUCCGAAUCAACGUCACGCCGAGGAGGUGCUGGCGGUGCUGCAUCAAUUGCCGGUCAAAGGUCGUCGACUCUCCAUCGAGUUCGCCGAGAGAAAUGUGUCGGCGGCGGACAAGGAGAACACGAUCCAAAACGAGGACUCGAUCAAGGCCGACGUCGACCUCGAGCAGAGCAAAAUCAAUUUCCAAAAGUUCAUGAAGAAGUUGAACACAUGGGCUCCUUUUCAUGUGCUGACGCAGCCCGUUCCACCCAGCUUGCGUUACAAGUAUCCUGAACCAAGUGCAAACGUUCUUUUGAAAAUUGCAAUGCAGCUGCAUCGGGUGCCUGCUUUUUAUACACAAGUUUUGCAUUUGAUGAACAAAAUGAAUCUGCCGGCACCAUUUGAUAAUUUUGAGGAACGAGAUCCAUUGAUUAAAGAUGCGUAUAAAGACAUUGGAUCAUUCAGAGAAUUUCUUGGAGUUCAGGAGCUUAAUAAAAAUAACCGAGAGUCCUUGUUGCACAGUUAUUCAGAAUCAGAAAUGUUGUAUACAAAAUCUACACAGGAUAUGCAAAAUCUAUUCGUGCCACAACAGGUUAAUGAUGUUCAGGAACCUUCAGAAAUUGUUGAAGAAGAUGAUGAAUCCGAAUUAGAAUCUGACCAUGAAAUGUCUAGUACAUCAGAAAAUAUUAUUCCACUCAAAAGAAAAAGAGCACAAUUAACCAAUCGACCAAAAAUUCCUAAAUUUUUUAAUCCAUACAAACAGCCUGCUAAUCUAUCAACUGGAUCAAAACCUAAGCCCCAAGAUAUGUUUGAUUUACCACAAGUUAGCUCUCGUAAAAUACAAGUAAAACCUAUUGAGUCUGUUAAACUGUUAUCUGAAAGUACUCCACCAUUUAUAGUGGAAAAAAAUACAGAAGUGGAAGGUUUUGGACUUAUUACAGCAGUAAUGAAUACUGAAGAAGAAACUGAAAAGGGUGAAAAAGGUCAAUUAGAAAAUGUACCAGAAUGUAUAGAUUCUGAGCAGCUUGCUAAAAAUAAAAUAUCAGCCAGUGAUCAAAGAUUACUACCUGUAUUCAAAAAUUAUCAUCCUGGAAAGCCCUCUAACCGUUUAUACAUUAAAAAUCUUGCCAAGCAAGUGGAAGAGAAUGAUUUGCACAGUAUCUAUAGAAAGUACAUUUUACCAGAUUCAAAUCCUGGAGAAUCAGAAUACAAUGUACGUCUCAUGCAAGAAGGCAGAAUGAAGGGUCAGGCAUUCAUUACGUUGCCAAACAUUACUCAAGCACAAUUAGCUCUCAAUGAAACAAAUGGUUACAUUUUAAAAGAAAAACCAAUAGUUGUACAAUUUGCAAAAGCUGCAAAGAGUUAGCCUUCGAUUUUCGAAAGUUGAUGUAAAUUUGUAAAUAUUUGAUGUCAAUUGUAAAUUUGUAAAUAGUCGAAACCAGCACUUGUAAAUAGUUUAGUUAAAUUGUUUGUUAUGAUAAUUAUAAUUUUCAAAUUAAUCAUUCCAGUC